AUGGCAAUUCAAUUACCCCCAGGCUAUGUUGACGUGACCAAUGCGCUUGCAACGCGAGGCACUGUCAAUGUAAUGGGUAUGGUUGUGGAUAUCUGGGGCGGGGCGUUCAGGAGUCAAGGCACCUCCACCUGCAUAACAUUUACAAUCAAGGACUGCAACCUGAAUAACGGACAUACCUGGGAUGGCCUAAAAGUCAGAUACUUCACGGAAACAGAGACUAUGUUACCCCCCGUUCAACAAGGCGAUGUAGUCCUACUCCGUAACCUCUGGGUUAAAGUAAUAACAGGUGCGCCACAAGGAGUGGCCGCUCAAGAUAGAAAAAUUCCAUGGGCCAUCUUUCGCCCAGAUAGGGACCCGACGUCACAUCAUUCUGCACUCACUGGUCCCGUACCUUUCGAUCCCACUUACCAGGAGAAGUCUUGCGCGUUGACAUUACUAGAGGUUACCCCAACUUCGUUCCGUAGCGCUACCAUUUCCAGGCCAAAUUUUGCGCAGGUUUCCGCAUCUAGGUCAACUUCAACUACUCAACGAAAAUUUUCGCUGGUUAAAGACGUUGAAGAUCGGCAAUUCGUGGAUCUUAUUGGAGAGAUAGCCAAAAUACAUAGUAACGAUAGCGAAAAAGCAACUCUCUAUCUCACUGACUACACGGAAAACGAGAAUUUGUUCUUCUAUGCGUCUAACAACGAUGAUUAUCCUGGCCAUGGCCGCGAGGGGGACGAGUACAACUAUAUAAAACGCCCUAAAAAGAAAUGGAAUGGCCCAUCCGGCCGUAUGACCAUUCAAAUAACGUUAUGGGAACCACACGCAUCAUUCCUACGGGAUAACUUUAACGAAAAUGACAUUGUUCGCCUGAAAAAUGUUCGCAUCAAGGGAAGCCGUGUUGAAGGAGGAACGCUGGAAGGCGUCAUUCAUACCAAUCGCGAUAAUCCAAGCGCCACGAACGUUUUCCCAAUCAAUUACAGCAAUGAUACCCGGGUUCAGGAAUUGCUUUCUCGAAAAGCAGAUUACUUGAAAGCGCACCCAGAAGAGGGGAAGCGAAAAUCAGACGAGGAUGCCGAACAGCCCUCCAAAAAAUCCAACUCAAAAAAGAAACAGGUAAAAGCACAACAAAAAACUGAAUCCGGCCAGACAACUCUCGAUAUCAGUAACCGGGCCGUUGUGAACGACUACGUAAAACCACGGGUGCCCCCAGGCGUGCCUUCUCAGACCCUCGAGGAUAUCAUAAACAACCCAUCUCACAUUAAUCCAUCCCCCAGCGGCAUCAAAUACCGUCUUCCCUUCCAGAACCUCUGCUAUCUCAGCGCAGUUCGCGUUGUAGAUUUCUAUCCUCCGCUAUUAGAAGACUUCACAGUCGAGGAGGAACGUACCUCACUCGCAUACGACAAAAGGCGUGAUCCUGCUACGUCUCGAACUUACCCACAAUGGGAAUGGCGCUUCUGCCUUCUCAUAGAGAGUAUUUCCCCUGCCAUGGGUCGACAGCCAAAAGAGCGGGUUAAACUCUUUGUCUCUAAUUCCGAGGCAGAGCAUCUCCUACGAUUGAAUGCAGAUAACCUGCGCCAAAAACCGGGCCUUUUGAAUCAAUUGAGGGAAAAGCUCUUCGUUCUAUGGGGAAAUCUGGAAGAGCAGAAAAGAACUGCGAUUGAAGAGGGAAAGAGCCCCCUAGAUUUUGGGCCCGUCUCGUCACGACCGUUUAAUUGUUGUCUUAUGGAAUAUGGCAUUAAAUGCAGUCAUUUUGGUGGAUCGAACCAUGCUGGCGAUAAUGCGGGCUUUAUUGGUUGUACUAAUCAGGGUUGUUUGGGAUGGGAAAGGAGAUUUGGGUUGCUGAAGACGACUAUUCACGGAUGA
Molecule: messenger RNA, 1845 nt
Organism: Aspergillus puulaauensis
Lineage: Eukaryota; Fungi; Ascomycota; Eurotiomycetes; Eurotiales; Aspergillaceae
Product: telomere-binding alpha subunit central domain protein
Exons: 4
Coding region: 1-1845 (614 amino acids)
Biological process (GO): telomere capping; regulation of telomere maintenance via telomerase
Cellular component (GO): chromosome, telomeric region; nuclear telomere cap complex
Molecular function (GO): G-rich strand telomeric DNA binding; telomerase inhibitor activity
Source: RefSeq, a predicted model, not a curated record